GUCAAAGGCCGCCUUUGGCACUACGAUGUUCUUGAGUUAAUUUUCAGAAGGCAGAAACUAGUGAGUUGCGCUAACUUGACGUGCACUUUAAGAGAUCGGUAUCGUGACGUAACACCUCUAGAAGAACAUUUGAACCGCCCCGUUUUUAAACAGAGAGGGCGUCCUUUCAUUGGUUGACAUGGGUCACUUGAUCAACGGUCGCGGGAAGCAUGGUAUUCAGUGUUGGACAGGGGAGUGAGCCAGCAUUCAAACUACAUGGCUAGCAAGUUAGCUGCGUUGCUAAUUUAGUAAACAAACACAGACGUUCACGUGCCGUCAAAUGCUUUAUUUUAUAUACGAUGUGAUUGUUACUGGGGUUUGAUUUAAACAAUAUUAACUCGAAUUUUAUAAAGGGCUAUUCUGGGCAUUAUCACCGUAAUCGAGAUGCACCGAAGUUCAGCCAUUUUCAUUUCAGUGUAGCAUGGUAAGGGGCGUGUUGCUCGUCGCAUCGAUACGCAUUUCGAAUGACUGGCAGUCGCAGGAGGACACAUUCUAGAUUGCUAACUUAUAAUUAGGCAAUUAAAUUACAUUUGGCAAACGUUGAUAUUGGCAACCUGCAGUAUGUGCAGUGAUGCUGAACGUUUGUCAGAAAUAAGUUAUAUGUCGGUAUUUUAUUUUUAUUUGUUUCAUAUUUUUAAAAUACUGUGCAAGCUAGUUUCGGUUGGUCUUUUUUGCUUAAAUUUGUAUUUUGGUUUGAUAGACAGUUUAGAGAAGUCACCCCCCCCCCCCUAUUUUCUUUACGCGUGACAGUUGAAGUUACACUGCAGCGCUUUAUUGAUUUGUGAAAAUGAGUCUAAGUUCUCGACGGCUCGGUAGCUUGUCUCCUAAAAUGGGGGCAAUCCGACAAAAGUUACAGUUUUCUGCGAGCGAUGGAGAAGAUGAUCCGGUGGAAGACUGGAACAGCAGCACAGGGGCUGAGUCUGGAUUCACAGAAAUUGACUCUCCUCUUCCACUGCGACGAAAUAUGACGGGGAAGAGUAACGAUUCUGGGAGCAGUCCAUUGAACCAAACCGGAGAGGACGACAGUGUCGAAUUCUGGGACGAGGAAGGAUUUCUGACCCCGUCCCCUGUGAAACAACCGAGUCUUUUCUCGAGGGGAUCACCGUCUCCAAGGAAAAGCCCUCGGAAUUCUGACCACACUUCACUGGAGAGAGUGUACCGCCGGGAAGACCGAGAAGGUUCGAGUUCUCCCGUUCCCGAUUGUCCGGACACACCACCCCAUAAAACAUUGAGAAAGCUUCGACUCUUUGAUACACCGCACACUCCAAAGAGUUUGCUGUCCAAAGCCAGGACAGCUGCUGUGGAGUCCACCAGCAGGAGAAUAGCCCUCUUCAAGAAUGUGGAUUCCUCAGGAAAACCUAACACGGACUACAAGAGGAAAGAAACCCCGCUGGUCAACAUCAACCCUUUCACCCCGGACUCCUUACUUAUCCAUUCCGCAACUCAAAAAAUCAGUAGGAAGCGAACUCUUUGGGAUGACUCCUGCGGGGAGGAUAUGGAAGCCAGUGAUGCUGAUCUUCAGGAGGAAAUCAUUCCCCCAUCGAAGAGGGCAACGAUGAUGGAAAGUAACAUGACGUCCAGGUAUGCCUCUGAGUUCCAUGAGCUGGAGAAAAUCGGCUCGGGCGAGUUUGGGUCUGUGUUCAAGUGCGUGAAAAGGCUUGACGGCUGUGUCUACGCUGUCAAACGCUCCAAGAAGCCCCUGGCAGGAUCUGUGGAUGAGCAGAAUGCGCUUCGGGAGGUUUACGCCCAUGCAGUGCUGGGACAGCACCCCCACGUGGUCAGGUACUAUUCUGCCUGGGCAGAAGAUGACCACAUGCUGAUACAGAAUGAGUACUGCAAUGGCGGCACGCUCUCUGACAUCAUUGCAGAGAACUACAGAAGCAUGCGCUUCCCGUCAGAACUGGAGCUGAAGGACCUGCUCCUGCAGGUGGCCAGAGGCCUCCGGUACAUCCACUCCAUGUGCCUGGUGCAUAUGGACAUCAAGCCGAGCAACAUCUUCAUAUCUCGAAAUUCUGCUGCUUGUGUGGAUGAGUGUGAGGAGGAUGAAGUCCUGGCCACCAGUGUAGUGUAUAAAAUCGGUGAUCUUGGACAUGUGACCAGGGUGAGCGAUCCUCAGGUGGAAGAGGGUGAUAGCAGGUUUUUGGCUAAUGAGGUCCUCCAAGAGGACUACAGAGACCUCACAAAAGCAGAUAUCUUCGCCCUGGCACUGACAGUGAUCAGUGCGUCUGGGGCUGAACCAAUGCCCUCCAAUGGCGACAAGUGGCAUGACAUCCGGCAGGGAAGGCUACCACCCAUUCCACAAGUUCUCUCUGAGGAGUUCCUAAGCUUGCUGAUGCUGAUGAUUCACCCAGACUCUGAGAGGAGGCCGUCCGCCUCCAGCCUGAUUAAGCACCCUGUCCUGCUCACAGCCUCCAAGAUGAGUGCUAAUCAGCUGCGACAGGAACUCACCGCCGAGAAGUUCAAAAAUGCCCUGCUACAGAAGGAGCUGAGGAAGGCUCAGAUGGCCAAGGAAGUGGCGGAGGAGAAGGUUUUGCACACAGACGGGGUGCUGACACGCUCCACCCUUCAGUCCAGCAGCAGGACAUCUCGGCUCAUAGGCAAGAAGAUGAACCGCUCUGUCAGCCUGACCAUUUACUGACCGAAGCACACAGCAACACCCCUGGGCAGGGAAACGCACAAACUCAAAAGCCCUCGACCUGGAAGACUCCUCAAACUGCAGCAUCCAACUGCUUGGAGAUUUUGGUAUUUCUUGUACGGUUGGGUACUUGUUUUUUUAUAUAAUAUGUAUAAAAACAAAAUUGAAGCUUGCCCUGCAACCACAGACAUGCACGCAUGUCACAGUGAAGACGUUGUGCUGUCUCUCUGCGCCUGAAAGCUCCUGAAACAGCUGUGUUGCUCUCUAAUGUAGUACUUUUGUUCAGCAGCAUGUCUCUAUUCUGGGAAUAAAGGACAGCAGCUAUCUGCACCUUAACAGCCAAUAAAAUACCUGAGGUCAGGUAAAAACACUGGGUCAUUGGGUAAGUUUUAAUUGAGCACUUUGAAGGCAGUGUUUUAGCUUGCCAGGAAAAAUAUCUGCUGCUAUGAUUGUUUUGUUUGUAAUUGAAGCUGGUGUUGGUGGAUUGUAACUUUUAAUAUAAGUAUUUUUAAAUCCUUUUAAUAAGUUGCUCCCUAAUCCACACACAUCUGUGUUGUCCAUUUGGUUUAAUAUCAUUUUUCACACUAUGGUAUAAUUUUAUGCAUUUUUUUAAAUGUACAUUUGAAAAAUGUAUUCAUUUUGAUUUGAACAUGGUUUGCUCUCAGAUGAUGGAAAAUUAAGUUGACAAAAAGGAAUCAUGGAAUGUGAUGAAAACUGUUUGUGUUCAUCCUUCCAACUGGAAUUACGGAAUAUUUUACCUCCUUCAGAAAAGUUACAUCAAUACUCCUGGCCGGAAGUAAAAAUGAAUAAAUAAAAAAAAAUCGAAAUCUCCAACCCUGCCUGUAGCAUUAAGGGAAAUCCAUAGUUUCAGUCCAAUUUCUAUGUACAAUAUAUUUCUGGUAUUUGAAUAAUGGAUCCUGUGCUGGUUGUGCACUGCCAGUGCAUCGGCUACUUUAAAGCUUUUUGUUUGUUCUCAUUGUGUUGUCAGUUAUCUUCACAGUUGUUUUGUGUUAUUCUAGCUUGUGCAUGUUCUUUUUUUUGUAAUAAAUUGAAAAUGAACUCAU
Molecule: messenger RNA, 3738 nt
Organism: Anguilla rostrata (American eel)
Lineage: Eukaryota; Metazoa; Chordata; Actinopteri; Anguilliformes; Anguillidae
Product: wee1-like protein kinase
Exons: 10
Coding region: 827-2677 (616 amino acids)
Biological process (GO): protein phosphorylation; mitotic cell cycle; negative regulation of G2/MI transition of meiotic cell cycle
Cellular component (GO): nucleus; cytoplasm
Molecular function (GO): non-membrane spanning protein tyrosine kinase activity; ATP binding; magnesium ion binding
Source: RefSeq, a predicted model, not a curated record